Messenger RNA from Tribolium castaneum (red flour beetle), 3653 nucleotides. It is a transcript of the gene Upf2, whose product is annotated as Upf2. The record is from RefSeq and is a predicted model, not a curated record. Gene Ontology annotation, biological process: nuclear-transcribed mRNA catabolic process, nonsense-mediated decay. The coding region runs from base 91 to 3468 and encodes 1125 amino acids. Gene Ontology annotation, molecular function: RNA binding; protein binding. NCBI's taxonomy places the organism in Eukaryota, Metazoa, Arthropoda, Insecta, Coleoptera, Tenebrionidae. The transcript has 9 exons. Gene Ontology annotation, cellular component: exon-exon junction complex; cytoplasm.
GACGGUUGGGAAUUUUCGCUUUUUCCCUAAAUUGUUUUCUAAUAAUAAUCAUUUUAACAAGUUUUUUGCAAAUAAAGCCCGUUUUGCGACAUGACCGUGACCGAAUCCUCGGAACACGACGGUGAGAAAGACGAGAACAGUGCCGAGGCCCCCAGCGAAGACGACAAAAACGUCCUAACCUCUUACAUCCAAGAGGUGGAAGAGAGGUUUGUUUGCAAGCAAGAGCUGCGAAGUGCCAACCAAAAUGCGGCAAAUACGCGCCCCAGCGAGUCCCACUUCAGCAAGCUGGACUCCAGCCUCAAGAAGAACACGGCGUUUGUUAAGAAAAUCAAAAACUUCUCUGCCAACCAAGUGGACACAUACUUGAAAGACAUGACGGGGCUGAACCUGUCCAAGUACAUAUCGGAGAUUGCGGCUGCGAUAGUCGAUGCUAAAUUGAAAAUGACCGAUGUGGGCGCAGCCGUAAAGAUGUGCAGUGUUUUGCACCAGACUUACGCUGAUUUCUCGCAACACUUGUUUGAGAACUGGCAGAAAACCCUGGCCUUUAAAGUGGGUGAGAAGAUUCCAAAUCCGAGUAAACUGAGGGUGGAUUUAAGGUUUUAUGCCGAGUUGGUGCAGGCUGGGGUGUUUAGCAAUAAAAACGCGUUCACUUUGCUGGGGACCGUGAUCACCACUUUGGUCAACAUGGACAAGGACGAACACUACAAUUGCUCAAUAAUCCUCAGCUUUUGCAAGCACUGCGGCGAAGAUUACGCAGGUCUGGUCCCUCGCAAGAUGCGGGAAUUGUCCGAAAAAUUCGACAUCCCCAUCCCGAAGAGCACUUUCCUGCCGCCCGAGAAGCAGCAAAACGUGCGCACCUUGCUGAGGGAUUACUACGUUUCGCUCAGUAAGCAUCUCGUCAAAGACCACCAAGAGAUCCAAAACUUCGAGAAGCAGAACAUGAGGAUACUCCAAACCAAAGGCGAGUUGAGUCAAGAACGAAAAGACAAGCUCGAGGCGCUUCAAACAUCGUACGAUAAAUUAUUAGCUUCGACACAAAGUUUUGCGGAAAUUUUAGACGAAGAUAUGCCAACUUUGAAAAAUCAGACUCUCAUGAAAAAUGAUGAGAGUAUGAUAGUGACAGGUGCGGGGCCCGAUUUGGACGAAGCUGCGUUGGCUAAUAUCGAGAAUGUUUGGUGCGAUAUUGAAACGCAGAGGUUUUACUGCGAGUUGCCGGAAUUGCAAGCUUUUUUGCCGACUUCUUAUAUAAAUAAACAGGCGCCUCCGCCCGAGGAGUCGGUCACUGAGGAGGUGCUGGAUUCGGAAAUACCAACUGAAGAACUGGAAGAUGACGAAAAAGCCGAGGAGGCGCCCGUGGCAGCGGAAGAUGAGCCCGAAGACUCUGCCACAACCAACGCCAGCAAUAAAAUCCUCCUCGAGGCAUUUUUCAACAACUUGCCCAACUGCGUGAACCGCGAAAUGAUCGACAACGCAGCCAUCGAUUUCCUCGUAACCCUCAACAACAAACACAACCGCAAGAAGCUGGUCCGUGCCCUGUUCGGGGUAAACCGCACCCGUCUCGACCUCCUCCCGUUCUACGCCCGCUUCGUGGCCAUCCUCCGUCCAGCCCUUCCCGAAGUGGGCAACGAACUGUGCCAAAUGCUGCGGCAAGACUUCAAAUACCACGUACGCAAGAAAGACCAAAUUAACAUCGAAUCCAAAAUAAAAGUCGUACGAUUUAUCGGCGAACUCGUCAAAUUCAAGCUCUAUUCAAAAAUAGAAGCUCUCUAUUGUCUCAAAGUUCUGCUGUACGAUUUCUCGCACCAUCACAUCGAAAUGGCCUGCAAUCUGUUGGAAGUUUGCGGCCGGUUUUUGUACUGCAGUCCCGACUCGCAUCAAAGGACGAGGGUGUAUUUGGAGCAAAUGAUGAGGAAAAAGGCCGUUAUGGCGUUGGAUUCGAGAUAUGUGACGCAAAUUGAAAACGCCUAUUAUUACGUCAAUCCGCCCGAAGUAACAAUCACGAAGAAGGAGAGGCCGAUAAUGCACCAGUUUAUCCGGAAAUUGCUCUUUCAAGACUUGCAGAAGAAUAACACUGAUAAGAUUAUGAGGCUGAUUAGGAAGCUGGACUGGGGCAACGAGGACGUGUCCGCUUAUGCAAUAAAGUGUCUAAGCAGCGCCCACAACGUGAAGUAUUUCAAUAUCAGGUGUCUCGCAAAUUUGCUUGCGGGCUUGGUGACCUACCAGGAAGAGGUUGGCACUCGUGUAGUGGACAGUGUUUUAGAAGACAUUCGGUUAGGUAUGGAAGUAAAUCUUCCCAAAUAUAACCAGAGACGUGUAGCUCAAGUAAAAUAUCUUGGGGAGCUGUAUAACUACAGAAUGGUUGAAAGCGCUGACAUUUUCAAGGUUUUGUAUUCUUUGAUAACAUUUGGAGUUUCAAUGGAUCCAAACAUACCGUCGCCACUCGAUCCACCAAAUCACCUUUUCCGAAUAAGACUGGCUUGUGUUUUACUUGAAACAUGCGGCACGUAUUUCAGCAGCGGUAGCAGUAAGAGGAGACUAGACUAUUAUUUAAUAUUUCUGCAAUCGUAUUAUUGGUUCAAGCGCGACUUGUGGAAAGAUGCAUUUCCUCCAACACUGGAGCACAUUUUUAAAGACACUCUCACGACCCUGAGACCAAAAAUUAAAUUGUGUCAAAGCUACGAAGAAACACAAACCGAGUUAAAUAAUAUUCGCGUCACUUUGGGCUUUGAUAAAAUCACUGGAGAUUUGAACGAAAAUAAAGUUGAGGAAGACGGCCUGGAAACGAUCGCUGAAACCGACACUGAAGAACAGGACGAAGUGUCCGAAGUCACGGCACCUAUUACUGAUGAUACCGCCACUGAGGACGAAACGGUGGACCACACACAAGGCUCGGACGAUGAAGGGGAACCCGAUGUUAGCGAAGCUGAGCAAGAACAAGUGUCCGAAUCGCUGGCAAUUCCCAGUGGCCCCCGCAAGGUCGAGUGCCCCGAGGACGAGGACUUUUUAAACGCUUUGGAUAAAAUGGUUUCGGAGAACAUCCAAGAGCGGAUGCGCGAGCCGGUGAAGGCCGGAAACGUGGACAUUUCCGUUCCGGUUGUCCUCAAAUCGAACAAAAAGACCUACGAGCAGUUGCAGGACGCCCCUGAAACGGAACCCAACAAAAUCGGGUUCGUGCUAAUGGUCCGCAAAGGAAACAAGCAGCAAUAUAAAAAUUUCGAGGCUGAUAUCAACUCCGAACUCGCUCAGAAUCUGAGGGACCAGGAGUUGGCUCAGAAGGAGGAGAAGGAACGAGUGAAGCGCUUGACGCUGAACAUCACGGAACGGUUUGAAGAGGAGGAUUAUCAAGACAUGAUGCAGCAGCAGAACAGGCCCGUGACCCAAAACUUGAACCGCGAACGCAAGAAAUACCAGCACCCCAAGGGGGCGCCCGACGCCGACCUGAUUUUUGGACCUAAGAGAGUUAGAUAAUGGGAGGAAUUCAGGAUGAAAUGGUUGAAUACGAUUAAGGGUCAAAGAAGUUCAGAAUGUUUCAGAAAUAGAUAGAUUGUUUCGUUUUUAGUCUAUCGGAAUUGAGAAUUGUGAAGGAGAAGCAAGGAAUUUCAUUUUUUGUUUCGUUCAACAUUGUUUUCUGUUGGAAUAAAACCUUUUCACUA